Molecule: messenger RNA, 2532 nt
Organism: Oryza brachyantha (malo sina)
Lineage: Eukaryota; Viridiplantae; Streptophyta; Magnoliopsida; Poales; Poaceae
Exons: 15
Coding region: 40-2145 (701 amino acids)
Source: RefSeq, a predicted model, not a curated record
GCGCUUGUCAUCCACUCCACUCCCGCGUCGGCGCCGGCGAUGCCCCUCCUACUCUCCUCGCCGCCGACCGUUUCCGUCCCACUUUCUUUCUCCGCCGCGACCGGGACCAGGCCAACGGCCGCGCGUUGCUCCUCCUCCUCCUCCUCCUCUUCCUCUUCUUUUCCCAGGCUCUCUUCUGCCGUCCAGUUCGAGUCCUGGAAGCAAACCACGGUUGACGGAGACGACUUCCCGGAGGAGGAGGAGGAGAAGGGGAGGAAGGCCAUCCCCGGAAUCCACGUCCCCCGCCAGCGCUACAUCGCCGUCUCCAAGCCCGCCCUCCUCGACGCCCUGCUCUCCCUCUUCCCCUCCCAACCUCCCGCCGCCGCCGCAGAUUUCAACCGCUUUGCAAGAUGCCUGGACGCCCUCCUCCACGCGGAGCACAAGCAGAUGCUCGAGGAAAUGCGCACCUACUACAUGCUCACGCACCACCAACCUGACGACGCCCAAGACCAACCCCUCCUCAACGCCAGCCCCUCCGAUACUGAGAAUGGUUUUCUUGGCAUUACCAAACACAACGGGACCUUGCUUCUUACCAGAAGCCUGGGUCUCAGAACCCUCUUAGGACUAUCCCCAGACCCUGAUUCACACAACAGAGUUGCUUUUGCAACCCAUUUCCAGCGCUCCUUCAUGAACCUUCUGCGCAACGCUCAGUUUGAAGAGCUCUCUGCGCAAGAUCUUCUCUUGACAUACGCCCUUAACAGCGAUUACCUCCUCACGUUGCCGAUCUAUGUCGAUUGGAAAAAGGCAGCUCAAUCCAAUGCGAUAAUAUUCAGGCGUGGCUAUGCAACAGAGAGACAGAAGGGCCUACUCUUGGUUGAAAAGCUCGACUACCUACAGUCCAAACUCUUGCAAAAUAUCUUCUUUGGACUCUCCAGACCCUUGAGGAAACUGGGGAAAUGGCUCGAUGAGGCAUUGAAAAGAUCAACAGGGAAUGAGGGAAUUCAGGUCUGGAUUGAAAAACUUAAGGUCUGGCUUAAAGAGCAAACCUAUGCGGAGAAUUCACUUUUGUUGAUUGACACCUCUUCAUGGGAUAAACUUAGAUCUGAUCAAUUACCGGAUGCCGAUCUUCCUAUUUGGAUUGCUGCUCAAAGGGCAGUCUCUCGAUAUGAAGGAAUCCUGUCACCAGUUGGUCCUCGUGGCAGACUUCUAAGAAGAUUGCUUACAUGGACUGGUUUAAUCCCUUCUCUGCCAGAAGCAACAAUAAAAUCUGACAUUGACACAAAAGACCUUGAAGGCUAUGUGAGGCCAAAUUUUCUGCCAAGAAUUACACUCGCAAAUAUAUGGGAGCCAGCAAGCAGAGAAUCUUGUGACAACAAUCUCUGGGAGAUAACGAAAGCAUCUUUCCGUAUUUUAUUUGGGAAGUCUACUCUUCAGGAACCAGCAUUCCAAGAACUGAUCCUACUUUAUACCGAUGAGGCUGAUCACAGCAAAGAAAGAGAAAAUUCAGACAUGAUGCCAUUGCAGCUGAAGAUUUUUGAGAGGAUCCCCAUCCCUGAUCUGCCAGUGGUUUUUCCUCACAAGAAGCUGUCCUUCCGCAUCCUAGAUACGGUAAGGCUAGAUAUUGCUACUGUAAUAGGUUUGUUGGCUUAUGUCGUCAACUACAAAUUCGAGAGUUUAGCCUCAUCUCCAUCAGCUAUUCUUCUUGAUAUAGUUGCCUUUACUGCACUAGCAAUACUUGUGUUCCGUGUGGCACUGGGUUACAAACAAACCAGAGAUAGAUACCAGCUUCUGGUCAAUAAAACACUCUAUGAGAAAACAUUAGCAAGCGGGUUUGGUUCAGUUUACUUUCUUCUUGAUGCUUCUGAGCAACAACAGUAUAAAGAAGCGCUUUUGGCAUAUGCUAUGUUACUAUGCAGAAAAAAGUAUCAGGUGUCAUCUCGUGUAAGCAUCAGAGAUGCUUGUGAGCAGUUUAUGUAUGAGAAAUUUAAGGCGAAGAUCGAAAUGCCUAUUGACAAAGCUAUGGAGACGCUGUUGCGGCUGGGGCUGGUUAUUGAGCUGCCAACUGACGGCGUCUCCCGUGUGAUCGCUCUUCCAUGUUCAGACGCAUACGAGAUCCUGAAAAGCCGCUGGGAUAGCUUGUUGGAACACAAGCCGGAACAAGGCUGACGAAGGCUGUAAAUUAAUCAGCUUUUAUAGAAGGAAGUCGUUUUCAAGUGGGGCUGCAUUUACUCCAACAUCUCUUUGGGUUGUUCAGUGGAGAAGUUGAAGGAAGAGGUUCCAGCCUUCAGCUUGUAUAUAUAUACUCUACCAAAGUAGUAGCUGUUCAUAAAGAAUAUAUCAAACAAAAUGUAAUUAUGAGGUGUUGCCCAUGAAAUGGAUGAUUUGAAUCACCAGGAUGUGUGAAGAGUGGGCCAAAUGUAUACAGCCGCCAUCCAGCUAGUGAUUAGGAGAUGGUGGUAUCCUCAUGUGUAAAUGAUACAUCCUGAAUCCCAUAAUAUAAGUGAUUUCGUCGUCCAAUUUUGUUCCAAGACGAGGGAUCUUAUGAACCUUACU